This is a messenger RNA of Oenanthe melanoleuca, 780 nucleotides long. It is a transcript of the gene RIPPLY2, whose product is annotated as ripply transcriptional repressor 2. The annotation marks the transcript as partial. Lineage: Eukaryota; Metazoa; Chordata; Aves; Passeriformes; Muscicapidae. The record is from RefSeq and is a predicted model, not a curated record. Gene Ontology annotation, cellular component: nucleus. Gene Ontology annotation, biological process: embryonic pattern specification; negative regulation of transcription by RNA polymerase II. The transcript is spliced from 3 exons.
CACCGACUCGCCAAAUCCCCCCCGCGCCCGCGUCCCCUCCCCGGGCCAUUUGGGGCAUGCACGCGCCCGCGCCCCGUGUUUACACGGCGGCGCCUUCGCGCGGAGCCUUUUUGUGGAUGGCGCUGGCAGCUGAGCCGGGGGAGGUGGGGGCUCCGCGCCGCGCAGCGCCCGCCGCCGGCUAUAAAAGCCUCGGGGCCCGCGGGCGGCAGCGCCAGGCGAGCGGCCGCGCACCGGCGGAGGAUGGAGGGCGCCUGCCCCCGCCCGCUCUCGGCGGCGCUGCCCCCGCAGGGCUACUCGCCCCUCUCCUCCUCGUCCCGGUGCGGGGGGCGGCCCGGUGCUGCCCUGACGGCCCUGCCCUCGGCCCGCAGCGCUGCGCCCUUCUGGAGGCCGUGGGUGGCCGCGCCGGCUGAGGCGGCCCGGCGGAGCGGCCGCGGCCCCGCAGCGCCUCGCAGCCCCGGCGGGCUGGCGGAAGCCUCCCGCAAGCUGGCGCAGUACACGCACCCCGUCAGACUAUUUUGGCCCAAAUCAAGGUGCUAUGAUUACUUGUAUCAGGAAGCUGAAGCACUUCUGAAAAACUUCCCAGUUCAGGCUACAAUAUCCUUUUAUGAAGACUCGGAUAGUGAAGAUGAUGAGGAUGAACUGGAACAAGAUUCAAGAACAGAAUCAAGUUGCUGACUGCAGGGAAGGCUAAUGCCACUUCUAAGACUUAAUUUAAACUUAAUAUAAAUAUGUAUUAUAGUAUUUUUAAAGAUAAUUUAUUUCUAUGUAAGUUAUUCUUAA